AUCAUAGAAGAUUUAGAGGCGGGGUUUGGAUUGUUUUCUUCCGGUAUCUCGCUGUCACCGAAAAUGGCUUCACUUGACAGGGUAAAAGUUCUCGUUUUAGGGGAUUCGGGUGUGGGAAAAUCCUCCUUGGUUCAUUUACUUUGUCAGAAUCAAGUUUUAGGAAAUCCAUCUUGGACAGUGGGCUGCUCAGUGGACGUACGGAUACAUGAUUAUAAAGAAGGAACUCCAGAAGAAAAAACAUAUUACAUUGAACUCUGGGAUGUUGGAGGGUCUGUGGGCAGCGCAAGCAGCGUCAAGAGCACUCGGGCUGUCUUUUAUAAUUCUGUUAAUGGUAUUAUAUUAGUGCAUGACUUGACAAAUAAGAAAUCUUCCCAAAAUCUUUACCGGUGGUCAAUAGAAGCACUGAACAGAGAUUCAUCACCUACUGGAGUUAUUGUCUCAAAUGGGGACUAUGACAGAGAACAGUUUGCUGAAAACCCAGUGCCUUUGCUCUUGAUAGGCACUAAAUUUGACCAGAUUUCAGAGAACAAACGCAAUGAGGUCUUGACUCGAACAGCCUUCCUUUCUGAAGACUUCAACGCAGAAGAAAUAAAUCUAGACUGCACUAACCCACGCUACCUUGCUGCUGGAACAUCAAAUGCAGUCAAACUGAGUCGAUUCUUUGACAAGGUAAUAGAGAAGAGAUACUUCACAAGAGACCCAAGUCAGAUGACAGCGUUUACCGACAGGAAGAGGUUUAACUUUAAAAGUCUGCACUAUGACUAAAUCCAGGAACCACUGGGCAGCCUGUGGUUUGGCCAAAAUAUUUGUAGGUUUUCUCCACCAGUGUCCAUUACUAACUAUACUGUCUAUGUUUUUUCAAUUAACUGACUUUUUACGAAUAUUACUCAGCCUUUUUCUGUAACCCUCAAAGAUGUGGAAAAAAGACAAAUAUAGUGUACUAAAAAUAUGUUUUGGACCAAUUUUUUUUUUCUUCUUUAUUGUUUUGUUGUAUAAAGAUCUUUUCAAUACAUUGUUAGUUUUUAAUUGAAAUGAUGAUUGUAAUAUU
Messenger RNA from Periophthalmus magnuspinnatus, 1048 nucleotides. It is a transcript of the gene rabl3, whose product is annotated as RAB, member of RAS oncogene family-like 3. The transcript has 8 exons. Gene Ontology annotation, cellular component: endomembrane system. Lineage: Eukaryota; Metazoa; Chordata; Actinopteri; Gobiiformes; Gobiidae. The record is from RefSeq and is a predicted model, not a curated record. Gene Ontology annotation, biological process: intracellular protein transport. Gene Ontology annotation, molecular function: GTPase activity. Bases 64 to 765 code for a protein of 233 amino acids.